AAGAGUAAAUGAUAAUAAAGAAAAAAAGAAAGGAAGAAAAUAAAAAAGAAAAUAAUCCAAAGAAAUGAAUAACUACUGGCAGAAUUUAAGAAAGUAAGAAAACAUCAAAAGGACGGAUCAAAGAAGGAAAAGGAAGAAGACGGGAAACAAGGAGCAAUAAAAAGGAAAAGGAGAAAACAGAAACAAAUGGUAGACUUAAAGAAAGAAAAAUACAGAUAGGAAAAAAAAGAACACAGAGCACACAAAUGAGUACACAAGGAAAGAAAACAGCAAGCGGAGGGAUUAAAGAAAGAAAGAAAGGAAGAAAGAAAGAAAGAAAGAAAGAAAGAAAGAAAGAAAGAAAGAAUGAAUGAAAAGAAAAGAAACAAAUCAAAUGAAUAAAUAUAUUCGGAUCAAUGAAAGAAAGCAAGAAGGAAAAAGAACGAAAGAAACGAAUGAUGAAAGUAGGAAAAGAAGAUAAUCCAAGUACCAUAAUAAAAUAAAGAAUUACAGGAUGGAUGAGGGGUGGAGCUUUCAUGAACCCCAUUAACCUGGGGCACACUCUCUUUCUCCACAUAAACAUUCUGUAAAUAAUGGGUAUUUGGUUUUUGUAGAGCAGUUAGAGCAGUUGGUGCGAGGCUGCAGGACGUGAGUCAUCAUUAAUGUUGGUUAAUAAGUGCACCAGCCUGGUGUGAGAGCACACAAGUCUCAUGUGGUGUGAAUACCACAGCUGCCUCAUGGCUUCUAACGUGUCCAACCGGUUGCAUAACAGCCAUGAAGCCUUAAAAUAGAGCGGUCCAUGCACGACGUUCAAAUCCUACAGAGAUCACUCAGGAUAAACAAACGGUCAAAACAACACCACAACAAGACGCUGGAUCCCGUCCGGUCAUCUGUCCAACUGCUUCCAUUUAAAUCAUGGGACCAAAGAUUAAGUUCAGGAAGCAGAAGAAAUAUCGCAACGACGUAAUCGCAACCGCGCACGCUUCGGGAUUAGUACUUCAGUUCUGGAACGCUCUCCUGGUUGGCGAUGAGGUCACUGUGAUCAGUAUCGUCGAUGACCCUGAGUACACACACCUUAUGGAUGCGAUAUAUGACACCAGUGACAUCGAGGAGUGGAAGAACUACAGGUUCAACUACAGAGGGUUAAGACUGUGGUCUCUGACCUACGAGCAGGAGCUGACCACCCCCCUGCACAUCACAGCGGGCAGAGGCUUCACCGAUUGCCUCAGGCACCUCCUUCUGAGAGGGGCCAGUGUAGAUUUUACCCCUGGGGGCAGCACUGCAUUGCACGAGGCAUGCCAGGAGUGCCAGACAGACUGCGUUAAACUGCUGCUACAGUAUGGUGCCAACACCAACGCUGUCAACGAGGAUGGACUGAUGCCCCUGCACCUCUGCACUGAGCCAGAGUCACUGGAGUGUGCCAAGCAUAUCAUCCAGUUCGGUGCAGCCAUAAACGGCUGCAGCUUGGAUGCAAACGACACGCCGUUGCAUGUAGCAGCACGUCACGGCCUCCUGGCCCACGUGGAUCUGUACCUGCGGCACGGUGCCGCAGUGGAGUGCCAGAACGAUGAAGGACAAACGCCACUGAAUGCUGCAUGUUCGUACCCACACGAGCACGCUGCUCUGGAGCGCUAUGCCCAAGUGUGCCAGCGGCUGGUGGAGGCUGGGGCGAAAGUGGUCACGGGCGACGCCGACAACCGCACUCCUCUGCACAUGGCGUGCAAGAACGCCAACCCCAAGAUAGUGGAGCUACUGCUGCGAAAUGGUGCCUCUGUCAAUGACAUGGACUACGGAGGCGAGGCGCCCAUGCAUAAUAUCCUAAAAAUGGUGGCCUAUAAGUUGGAGCAUGAGCCCGAGCGGAUUGUUCAGGAAUUGCUUAACUACGGAUCAAUCAGAGUGUGGCCAGGAGCUCUGCCAAAGGUCCUAAAGUACUGCUGUAUGUCACCACGUACAAUCGAAGUGCUGCUGAAUGCAUAUAGCCGUCUCAAAGUCAAUGAUCGGUGGGUGGAGGCCGUUCCUCCAGACAUGUUCCAGAAACAUCAUGACUUUUACGAGUCUGUGUUUGCCCUGGCCAAUACUCCUCGCUCCCUGCAACAUCUGGCUCGCCACAGGUUACGCACCUAUCUAGAAGGUCGUGUGCACAAAGUGGUGCCCAAUUUAGGCCUGCCCACAUUUCUGAAGCACUACCUGAUGCUGGAGUUUCGAGGUUAUGUUCACUAAGUGCUCGCUGAACUAAAAGUGUACCAUCAGCUUUACAAUCAUUGUGGUACAAGUGAAAAGGACGUGGAUGUUGACUACUAUUGUGUAAAACAAUUCUAGCUAUACAAUUAUUAUUAUUCAAAAAGGCAUGUCUUUUUUUAACUAAGGCAUUAAAUUGUGUUAGCGCAUAUCCUCUGUGGACAUUAGCAGAGGUGACAAUGAUUAUUUUGACCUUUUAUUUUGAUUUAAUUUUUAAUUUUUUUACUGCUAUGGCCCUACAGUUGGCUGAAAACUAUGCUAACGCAAAUAAAAUUCACCUGGCAGAAAAGCUGAUUCACUGAAGGGGAAAGGAUGCACAAUGUGAAAUUUGCUUCUGGUGGUGCUUAUUUUCACUUUUGAGUUCAUCUAGGCGAACUUUGACCUGUGAAUUCACCUUGUCCAUUUCGUGAGCCAAAAGAAAACACAAAAUUUGGUCUCUUUGGUCGAUAAAUUUAUACAUUUGACAUGUCGUCUACUGAUAUGCACUGUGGAUGUCGUCGUAUUCAGAUCAUUUUUUCUCUGUACCUGUUAGGAUUUUCUUGCUAGCAGUGUUAUAAUAUAUUAUAUAGAUAUAGAUAUAGAUAUAUAGAUAUAGAUGCUCCGACCAAUAAUUUGAAGUAGUUCUGUUCUAGUUACUAGAAGGUUGUGAGAUCAAAUCCCAGCUGGAAUAAAAGCAUCUUCCGAAUGAAUAAAUGUAAAUUGCCUUAAAUGAGACACAAAUAUCAUUCAGCUCUGUGCAUAAAUGUGACAUUUGACAUUCAUGACAUCUUUGAUAGACUAGAGUAAAUGAAUGUGUCGAACUCUGGAGCAAACAACGUUUGAGAAUUGUUUUUUUAAUUUUCAGUGUUUAAAAGACUGAUGAUGAUGAUGAUGAUGAUGAUGAUGAUGAUGAUGAUGGUGAUGAUGGGGAAUCGCUUUUGUAGAUGAUGCUAAUAUGCAUUCUCUUUUGCGAUCGCUGUUUUACUGAAACAACAUGUACGGGAAAUAUCAUUAAUAAGACUUUAAAAGGAUGAGCUUUGUUGUAUGAUUGAAGGAUUGCUGUACGGCAUAGUAGAUUUAUUUACCACCUGGAAUUCUUUUACAUGUCUGAUGAGCUUAUUGAUAUCGAGGAAAUUGUGGUUACUUGUUUAGACCACAAGGGGGCGACCUGCAUUUUGAACUAUCACAUCUAUCUCGAAAGACAAUACGAAGUUUUAAAAUAAUGGUUUGAUUGUAUAGCCUGAACAUUUAUUUGCAUUGACAUACAAAUAAACGUGUUUCUUUCUAAUUGUGUGUUUUGUUAGUGAAAUUGAAGCGUACCUGCCAGAAUUAUUGGCACCCUUCCUAGAAAUGAUUGUAUAAAAUAAACACAUUUUUCUUUGUUCUAACAAAAAUAAAGAUUUGCAAUAGAACUGUUUUUAAAAACAGUGUUAUUGUUUAGAAUGAUAGUAGAAAGAAUAUUUGAAAUAAAUCCAAACAAACUUGAAAAUCU
Messenger RNA from Ictalurus punctatus (channel catfish), 3688 nucleotides. RefSeq names its product ankyrin repeat and SOCS box containing 10 (gene asb10). Gene Ontology annotation, biological process: negative regulation of delayed rectifier potassium channel activity; neuronal action potential; intracellular signal transduction. Gene Ontology annotation, cellular component: synapse; axon initial segment; membrane. The record is from RefSeq and is a predicted model, not a curated record. Lineage: Eukaryota; Metazoa; Chordata; Actinopteri; Siluriformes; Ictaluridae. The transcript has 5 exons. Bases 895 to 2199 code for a protein of 434 amino acids. Gene Ontology annotation, molecular function: transmembrane transporter binding.